AUGCUUUUCAGAAUCUGUGAGUUCUUCUUCUUCUUCUUAUCCUUCUUAUCCUUCUUUUUCUCUUUCUUUUUCUUCUUCUUUUUCUCUUCCUCCUUCUUCUUUUUCUCUUCUUCUUCUUCUUCUUCUCUUCCUUCUUCUUUUUCUCUUCCUUCUUUUUCUCCUCAUUCGUCUUCUUCUUCUUCUUUGUUGUUAGGAAGUUCGAGUUUGUUCGGUUGGCAUCCCGAGGUCGGCAAGCUUACGCAAAAUGGAAGUUCGCUUAGUGUUGUCAAUGCCAUGUGCGUUCUUUCUAUCGUUCUCUUUUUCUUUAUUAUUUGCUCGCUGGCUUGUUCCCACAGUCGCUUUAACUUUCAUUUAUCGUUCAUUAAGCGUAUCCUUCCUAAUGCUUCCGCUUCGGUCUUAGCCGUUUACGUCGACGUCGUCGCCUGUCUUUUUUUCGUGUGCGCAGGCAAGGUAUCGUCAUUGUUCGUUCGCUCGUUUCAUCGUUCACCCUUGCCUGUUCCACUCUGCUCGUCGUUUUCGCCGGAGUUGUCUUGCUUAGGGGGAGAACGCUUAUCCGCACCGGUUUCCCAAAUCGCUCGCGCGACCUCAAGGAAUGGUUGUCGGACACUCUUCUCCCGGAAAAAAAGAAAUAAUUAUCUCGCUCUCUUGCCACCCCUUUUUGCGUUAGAGCACCCUUUUACCGAUAAAGGGCAAUCGUGUUUCGGUAGGCAGAGUCUCUUUUUCCUUUCUUGUUUUUUAUUCUUUCUUUCUUUUUUAAUUCUUGGUUUUUCAUGCUUUCUUUUUUCCUUCUUCGUUUUUAUUCUUUCAUUUUCCUACUUGUUUUUCUUUCUUUUUUCUUCUUGUUUUGUUUUCAUUCCUUCUUUCUUUUUUCUUCUUGUUUUGUUUUCAUUCCUUCUUUCUUUUUUCUUCUUGUUUUAUCAUUCUUUCUUUUUUCCUUCUUCUUUUUUCAUUCUAUCUUUGUUUUUCCUACUUUUUUUCAUUCUUUUUUUCUUUCAACAUCUUAAACUUAAAGUUUCUUUAACAUCUCUCUUCUUUAUAAAUAUAAAUUUAGUCUUUUCCUUUAUUCUUUCUUUCUUGGUUGGAAACAUUUCCGUCAGAUACCGAGACACACUCUUCUUCUUCUUCUUCUUCUUCUUCUUCUUCUUCUUCUUCUUCUUCCGUAUUCCUGAUUCUAUUUUUCUUUUUUCUUUUUUUACCAUUUCCCGCUUCUCCUUCUUUUUUCCUAUUUCUGAUCAUUCCACAUUCAUAUCAAUUCUUUUUCAUCAUUUUCUAUUCUUCUUCUUUGUCUUAUUUACUUGUUCACGCUUGAUAUUUGAUGGCUUUCCCUCUGGGGUCUUAAUGACAGCAAGUGAAACACUCGUGCCGAAUCGAAAACCAGUUGUGUGGACAUCGCGGCCCUUAGAGAUUCUCAAAAUUGCGAAAAAGAGCAAAGUCGUGCGACGAAAGUUCUGA
Acanthosepion pharaonis is the source of this 1452-nucleotide messenger RNA. NCBI's taxonomy places the organism in Eukaryota, Metazoa, Mollusca, Cephalopoda, Sepiida, Sepiidae. The record is from the annotation of a GenBank genome assembly.